AAACGCAGUACACACUCAAUUAAUCUUUGCAAUACCAUAAAUGGCUUUCUCAGCAACUUUCCCUACUUCAUUCACAAUCCAAAGUAGCUCAGUGUAUGCACAAAAAUCAAAUCCAACUCAAUCAUAUCCAAAGACCUCGUUAGACCCACUACCCAUAAUUGGGAAGAAACUCGUUUACAAUCCUCUAAGGUACAACAAAGUGUUUUCUCCCAAGAGAUCAUGUGCUGGCAAAGUGAAUGCAUCAAUGAAGUGGGAGAAAGGUUAUGCAAACGUUGAGGUGUUCAGUAAGGAGCAUCUUGCUGUGUCGUUGGCUUAUGAUGUUGCUCAACUCUCUAACAGAUUCACCAAAGAGAGAGGUGCUUUCACUGUUGUUUUAUCUGGCGGCUCACUCAUCAAGUACCUCAGGAAAUUGGCUGAAACUCCCUAUGCUGAAUCCAUAGAGUGGUCAAAGUGGCAUGUUUUCUGGGUGGAUGAGAGAGUCGUGGCAAAGGAUGACUUGGAAAGUAAUUAUAAGCUUGCCUAUGAUGGAUUUCUCUCCAAGGUACCAAUUCCUCCUGUAAAUGUUUAUGCCAUUGAUGAUGCCCUAUCACCUGAUGGAGCAGCUGAUGUUUGUGAAACAAAUAUCAGACGCUUGAUUAAGAGUAAUGUCAUUGCUACAUCAACAAAUGGGUUUCCAAAAUUUGAUCUCAUGCUUCUAGGUAUGGGCCCGGAUGGGCACGUGGCUUCAUUGUUCCCAGGUCAUCCUCUUCUUAAGGAGAAUCAGAAAUGGGUCACCUUCAUCAAGGACUCCCCAAAACCACCGUCGGAAAGAAUCACUUUUACCUUUCCAGUGAUCAACUCUUCUUCGAACGUAGCAAUGGUAGUGACCGGCGCAGGUAAAGCAAAUGUCGUGCACUCUGCACUAGAGGAUGAUAAUAAAACUGAUGAUAAGUUGCCUGUUGAGCUGGUCUCACCUGAAGGAGAAAUGAAAUGGUACUUGGAUAAAGGUGCUGCUUCAAAGCUCUUUAAAGAGUAGAAGCAUAUGAUAUUCAAGUCAAAUAUACCUUUAUUUAUUAAUAACUACUUUUUCCAAUCAUAAUAAAAUUGUCAGUAAUAAAACCAACAUCGCUUAUAAAUAGACCGCAUAACAGUAGCGACCACACUCAUACACUCAUUUUUGUGGCCGUUUUUAUUGCUACAAGUCAUGGCAUUAUGACGAUAAAUUUUUUUUCACAAAAUUGAGUGUAUAAAUGUGAGCCCUACAAUUAAACAUUCUAUAUAUAUUUUUAGUAGUUCUUCUAUGGCGGAGAAAUUUGUAAGUUGUUUGACAAGAAGUUUAUUUUGUCAAUAAUAUGAAAAUUGUUCGGGAAAAUGUACUUGAAA
Messenger RNA from Lotus japonicus, 1362 nucleotides. Its product is annotated as probable 6-phosphogluconolactonase 4, chloroplastic. Gene Ontology annotation, molecular function: 6-phosphogluconolactonase activity. The record is from RefSeq and is a predicted model, not a curated record. Gene Ontology annotation, biological process: pentose-phosphate shunt; carbohydrate metabolic process. Bases 41 to 1015 code for a protein of 324 amino acids. NCBI's taxonomy places the organism in Eukaryota, Viridiplantae, Streptophyta, Magnoliopsida, Fabales, Fabaceae. The transcript is spliced from 3 exons.